Myiozetetes cayanensis is the source of this 1455-nucleotide messenger RNA. RefSeq lists its product as uncharacterized. NCBI's taxonomy places the organism in Eukaryota, Metazoa, Chordata, Aves, Passeriformes, Tyrannidae. The record is from RefSeq and is a predicted model, not a curated record.
AUGUGCUCCAGGCAGAGCUCCGGAGGCUGCCACGGGAUGUCCUCCCAAUCCAGCGGCUGCCACAGCUGCUGCUGCUGCUGCCGUGGGGGCAGCUCCUCCAGCUACCAGUCCCAGGGCUCCUCCUGCUGCUCUGGGGGCUCAGGAGGCGGAGGAGGUGGAUCCUGCUGCGGUGGAGGAUCCGGUGGUGGCAUGGGAGGAGGAUCCGGUGGUGGCAGCCAGAAGAUCAUUAUCAGCUCUGGUGGAGGAGGAGGAGGAGGCGGAGGGGGAGGCUCCUCUGGAUGCUGUGGUGGGGGAUCCAGUGGUGGCUCUUCAGGAUCCUCAAAGGGCAUGAUGGGAGGUGGAGGUGGAGGAUGCUGUGGUGGAGGAUCCGGUGGUGGCAUGGGAGGAGGAUCCGGCGGUGGAUCAGGAAUGAAGAUCAUCACUGGAGGGGGAGGCAGUGGAGGAUCGGGUGGUGGAAUGGGAGGAGGAUCCUCAAAGGGCAUGAUGGGUGGUGGAGGUGGUGGAGGAGGAGGAUGCUGUGGAGGAGGAUCCGGGGGUGGAAUGGGAGGAGGAUCCUCAAAGGGCAUGAUGGGUGGUGGAGGUGGUGGAGGUGGAGGAUGCUGUGGGGGAGGAUCCGGGGGUGGAAUGGGAGGAGGAUCUGGUGGUGGAUCAGGAACAAAGAUCAUCAUUGGAGGGGGAGGCAGUGGAGGAUCUGGUGGUGGAAUGGGAGGAGGAUCCUCAAAGGGCAUGAUGGGAGGUGGAGGUGGAGGAUGCUGUGGGGGAGGAUCCGGGGGUGGAAUGGGAGGAGGAUCUGGCGGUGGAUCAGGAACAAAGAUCAUCAUUGGAGGGGGAGGCAGUGGAGGAUCCGGUGGAUGCUGUGGGGGAGGAUCUGGUGGUGGAAUGGGAGGAGGAUCCGGGGGUGGGUCUUCAGGAACAAAGAUCAUCAUUGGAGGGGGAGGCAGUGGAGGAUCUGGUGGUGGAAUGGGAGGAGGAUCCUCAAAGGGCAUGAUGGGUGGUGGAGGUGGUGGAGGAUGCUGUGGGGGAGGAUCUGGUGGAAUGGGAGGAGGAUCUGGCAGUGGAUCAGGAACAAAGAUCAUCAUUGGAGGGGGAGGCAGUGGAGGAUCCGGUGGUGGAAUGGGAGGAGGAUCCUCAAAGGGCAUGAUGGGAGGAGGAGGAUCCUCUGGAUGCUGCGGCGGAGGAGGAUCCGGCGGUGGCUACGGGAUGGGAGGAGGGUACGGUGGGGGCAGUGGGGGAUCAGGCCAGAAGAUCAUUAUCAGCUCUGGGGGUGGAGGAGGAGGAGGAGGAGGAGGCUCCUCCGGAUGCUGCGGUGGGGGAUCCAGCGGCGGCUCUUCAGGAGGGAAGAUCAUCAUGGGAGGGUCCUCCCAGUCCUCCCAGCAGAAGUGCCCCAUCGUCAUCCCCAGCGUCGUGUCCCACCAGACCAAGCAGAGCUGCCACUUCCCCUCUGGCCAGAAGUGA